AUGCGUUUAAUCAGGCUGCGCCCGGCUACUGUGGGAGCUCUUUGCUUAAAGGCAUGUGCCUGUAUCAUGCAUAUUGAGGCCAUACGAGGCGGGGAUGCGGCAAUUUCCAUUGAGCGUUGCUCGCAGAGUGAUGUUGGUCAAGCAGCAAUAUCGCCCAGAAUUCACUUUCGGUCACUGAAGGUUUCCUUACCUGUCUACACUAAGACUGAUACUAAGCAUAAGCUUUUGUUAAACUCUUAA
Molecule: messenger RNA, 240 nt
Organism: Fusarium proliferatum ET1
Lineage: Eukaryota; Fungi; Ascomycota; Sordariomycetes; Hypocreales; Nectriaceae
Exons: 3
Coding region: 1-240 (79 amino acids)
Source: RefSeq, a predicted model, not a curated record